CAGCCUCAUCUUGAACACUUUUUUUUUUUUCUUCAAAAAAUAAACUUAAUUCUGGUUCAGAGAGUUUUCUGGUCUCCUCCUCCGACACCAAAUGUUGAAGGAGAUGAGGUUUGAAUCAAAGCCAGUAUCGUCAUUUCACAAACAUAACCGUCUACUUGUGAAGUUUGCUGCCUCUUUUCUUUUGUUGGGUCUCGCUUUUCGACUCUUCUAUUCUGAUUCUAUUGGAUUAUCAGUUGAGCCACCUCCUCUUGCAGACCACGAAACAGAGCCCUCCUCUGUUCCAUCUUUUCCUCCUCAAACUCCUCCUGGUCCUGUCGAUUUUCCUGGAAACAGCAGCCAAACAUCUCAAAAUGUGGCAGUAAAAUGUGACAUUUUUACUGGAGAUUGGGUACCAGACUCAUCAGGACCAAGAUACACUAAUGAAAGCUGCCAUGUUAUGGAAUCUCAUCAAAAUUGUAUGAAGAAUGGCCGCCCUGAUUCAGGCUACAUUUACUGGAGGUGGAAGCCAAGAGACUGUGAGCUACGCAAGUUCAAUCCACAGAGGUUUCUUGCUCUAAUGAGGAACAAUUCGUGGGCUUUCGUCGGCGAUUCGAUCUCGCGUAACCAUGUGCAGUCAUUGAUUUGCAUCCUCUCUCAGGUGGAGCAAGCUGUUGAAGUAUACCAUGACAAAGAAUACAGGUCUAAAAGAUGGCAUUUCCCAUCUUACAACUUCACCCUUUCGGUAAUUUGGACUCCGUUCCUCAUUGGAGCAGAUAUUUUCGAAGACAUGAAUGGAGUUUCUACUUCUGAAAUUCAGCUUUAUCUUGACAAGAUCGACAAGACAUGGACCAAUCAAUACAACAGCUUCGAUUAUGUGGUGAUUGGCGUUGGCAAAUGGUUCCUUAAGACCGCAAUUUACCAUGAGAACAACACAGUCAGCGGCUGCCAUUCCUGCCCCGGAAAGAACUUAACCGAGUUAGGAUUUGAGUACAGCUACCGCAGUGCUCUCCGUGUGGUUUUCAAUUUCAUCACGCAUUCGGAUCAUAAAGCGUCUGUAUUCUUCAGAACCACCACGCCGGACCACUUUGAGAAUGGAGAGUGGUUCAGUGGUGGGCAUUGUAAUAGAUCGCUGCCAUUCAAAGAAGGUGAGGUUGAUUUGAAAGAUGUAGAUAAUGUAAUGCGUAACAUUGAGUUGGAAGAAUUUGAGAAGGCUGCUAAAGGAUCUGAAGAGGGGGUGAAUUUGAAGCUACUGGACACAACCCAUCUCUCAUUGUUGAGAUCUGAUGGGCACCCAGGUCCGUACAGGCAAUUCCAGCCAUUUGCCAAGGAUAAAAAUGCCACAGUUCAGAAUGAUUGCUUACAUUGGUGCCUACCUGGGCCAAUAGAUACUUGGAAUGAUUUGGUGAUGGAAUUGUUGGUCAAUGGUGACAAAUAUCGAUGACCAAACCAUUUUAUGUACCUCGACUUAUCGACCUUUCAGAAUUCUUGGCCGGAAUCAAAGUUUUGUUUUUCGGAUUGAAGGUUCGGAAAUACUUCAUAAGCAUUUGCAGGGGUUGUUUAUCCUGUGAGCAAUUCUAUGCCUUAAAGAACAGGGAAGCCAUGAAACGUAGAGAAGGCUUGCGAGCUCGCUAAGAUGUGUGAACAAAUUAUUUUUUUGCUAUUUCAGAUUUUUUGGCCAAGCUGCAAAAUCUUAUACCCUUUGUAUUACACACAACUUAUCUAUGAAAUUACAAAUCCUAUAAAAAUCCCUUCAUUUCUGUAAAAGCUUAGUAUACGUCUUUACAGAACAGAAAAUAAUGCAAAGGGACGCAUAUUUAUAU
Molecule: messenger RNA, 1799 nt
Organism: Prunus dulcis (almond)
Lineage: Eukaryota; Viridiplantae; Streptophyta; Magnoliopsida; Rosales; Rosaceae
Product: protein trichome birefringence-like 25
Exons: 3
Coding region: 92-1420 (442 amino acids)
Cellular component (GO): Golgi apparatus
Molecular function (GO): O-acetyltransferase activity
Source: RefSeq, a predicted model, not a curated record